AUGGAAAUCAUGGCUCCUACGAUCUUCGGUUCCCCGACCGGGCAUGACAUGGUUCUCGCGUGCAUUGAUGACGUGAAUAUCCACCGAGUCUCCAUUAGAUUAUCCAUUAUCCUGUGUUUGAGCCUAUUUUAUCGAUGGUUAGAUAGAGAGCGAUAUCAAGACAAGACUUGGAGGAGAGUAUUACACAUUGUUGUGUUCGGGUACACGGCACCACGGGUCACCCGCAUCCACCCACUACUUUACCCUACUUUUCUCUCCGGUCGCAAGGAUGCCACAGCCCAAGAGUAUGCUGAUUGGGCAUGGACACUACUUACUAUGUAG
Aspergillus luchuensis is the source of this 321-nucleotide messenger RNA. RefSeq lists its product as uncharacterized. NCBI's taxonomy places the organism in Eukaryota, Fungi, Ascomycota, Eurotiomycetes, Eurotiales, Aspergillaceae. The coding region runs from base 1 to 321 and encodes 106 amino acids. The record is from RefSeq and is a predicted model, not a curated record. The transcript is spliced from 2 exons.